Messenger RNA from Hyalella azteca, 1722 nucleotides. It is a transcript of the gene Arr1, whose product is annotated as arrestin homolog. Gene Ontology annotation, biological process: G protein-coupled receptor internalization; signal transduction. Gene Ontology annotation, molecular function: G protein-coupled receptor binding. Lineage: Eukaryota; Metazoa; Arthropoda; Malacostraca; Amphipoda; Hyalellidae. Bases 133 to 1275 code for a protein of 380 amino acids. The transcript is spliced from 7 exons. The record is from RefSeq and is a predicted model, not a curated record. Gene Ontology annotation, cellular component: cytoplasm.
UUCGGAGCCUCCACGCAACUUCAUCCACCUAUUUUUAUCAGUGUCUUCACACAACUCCAACCACCAGAAUUCCCGGCACUCGUUGCUCCUGGUGUAAUAAAGAUCUCGUCGUGGUAAGGUCCUCGCGUCAAGAUGGUGGUGCAGUUCAAAGUGUUCAAGAAGGCCUCGCCUAAUGGCAAGCUCACACUCUACAUGGGGCGCCGGGACUUCGUCGACCACGUCACCUCCGUCGAUCCCGUCGAUGGCGUGUUGGUUGUAGACACGGACUACCUGCAAGGGCGACGUGUGUUCGGGCAGUUGGUCUGCAGCUUCAGGUAUGGCCGAGAGGACGACGAGGUCAUGGGCCUCAGCUUCCAGAAGGAUCUUUUCUUGGCUUCGGAGCAGAUUUACCCGCCAAAGGAACUGGAAGCCACUCGUCUUCAGGAACGUCUUGUGAAAAAAUUAGGAGCCAAUGCUUACCCAUUUACUUUCAAGAUGCCGCCCAACGCUCCCCCUAGCGUCACCAUCCAGCCAGGCCCCGAUGAUGAAGGCAAGCCGUGUGGAGUCGAAUACUACAUCAAGAUCUUCGUCGGAGACUCUGAAGAAGACCGCACCCAUAAGAGGUCGACGAUUGUCUUGAACAUUCGCAGGAUCCAGUUCGCCCCCACCAAGACGGGACGGCAGCCGUGCACCAUCGUGCGCAAAGACUUCAUGCUCAGCCCCGGCGAGCUGGAGCUCGAAGUGAACUUGGAUAAACAACUUUACUAUCACAACGAAAAAAUCACUGUUUACAUCAUUAUUAGGAAUCAUAGCAACAAAACUGUGAAGAAAGUGAAGACUUCCGUGCAACAGUCGACUGACAUUUGCCUGUUCUCAGGAGGCCAGUUUCAAUGCACCGUGGCCAGCGUCGAGACUCAGGAAGGGUGUCCCGUGAACCCGGGGUCGUCGCUCCAGAAGGAACUUCAGCUGCUCCCAUCCCUGGACAUGAACAAGGACCGCCGGGGCGUGGCUCUGGACGGUCACCUCAAGACGGAAAAUACCAACCUGGCCUCUACCACGCUGUUGGCUAAUCCCGAGGACCGGGACAUGUUCGGCAUGAUCAUCUCGUACAGCGUGAAGGUGAAGCUCUACCUCGGGGCCAUGGGUGGCGAGGUCACUGCUGAGCUGCCCUUCGUCCUCAUGCAUCCCAAACCUGAUCUGCGCCGCAUGAUGCGUGCCGACAGUCAAGCGCAGGUGGAGGCCUUCCGGUCUGAUAGCUUCGGCGCCUCGCUCGACAUCGACGCUCAGGACGGCUGAACUUCGUCGGGAGAAACUUGCGCGCCGUUUGGUUAUCCCAUGUGAAUGUGUUUACUGAAUUGAGCAAAAUUGCGUACCGUUUGGUUCUCUUGUGUGAAAAUUGUUUACUGAAUUGAGCAAACUUACGGACCGUUUGUGUCUCUCGUGUGAAAAUUGUAUACUGAAUUGGGUCCUGUUGGUGUCACUCUUGAUGUCUGAUGAUAAGUAUCGCGACAACAGGAAGAUUCAUUACAAAGUUUUUGAUUUUUUCUUUACAUAAAGUUAACGAAAUAUAUCUCCUUAGACGCUAUAUUGAAUAAAUAUAUCCAAAAAAUAUAUUUCGGGGAGACAAUAUAUCAAAUAUUAAUAUUCCAGAGGUUUCCCGCUAAACCCUAUAUGUGUAAAUCCACAUCUCUGUUCAUUUUCAUUUCCCCGAAGCCUAUUUUAGAUUAUUUAUUUUUGAGAUUA